Aspergillus lentulus is the source of this 453-nucleotide messenger RNA. Its product is annotated as RidA family protein. NCBI's taxonomy places the organism in Eukaryota, Fungi, Ascomycota, Eurotiomycetes, Eurotiales, Aspergillaceae. Gene Ontology annotation, molecular function: deaminase activity. The record is from RefSeq and is a predicted model, not a curated record. Gene Ontology annotation, cellular component: mitochondrion; cytosol.
AUGUCCAACGGAACGCCCUACUUCCUACCCGCCGAAAAGGCCCAAGGCCUAGCAAACUACCCGCACGCCCGCUUCGCGCCCACAACCGCACACCGCACCCUGUACGUCUCCGGCACCUCUUCCCGCCGCGGCGACGGCACCUGGGACGGCGUGACCGAACACGCAGACGGCACCUGGACACUCGACAUUCGCGCCCAAACAGCCGCAGUCCUCCGCAACAUCGAGAGUAUCAUCCAAGGCGCGACGGACGGCCGCGGCGGGCUGCAGAACAUCGUCGACGCGACGGUUUUCCUGAUCGACCUGCCGCAGAAUUACAGCGGGAUGAACGAGGAGUGGAACAAGGUCUGGCCGGAUCGGGCGAAUGCACCAGCCAGGACAACGAUUGGGGUGAAGGAGCUGCCGAAUCCGAGGCUAUUGGUGGAAAUUAAAUGUACGGCGGUGGUUGAAGUAUGA